AUGUUACAUAGGGAAGGAAUUUCUCCUUUAAAUUUUAAAUACAAAAUGGUUUAUUCAAAAAUUAAAAAAAUAUAAUACUGUUUUCAAGAUAGUUAGAACAAUAAAGUGACAACUAAUGAACUAGAAACAAAACUUAGAGAAGAUUCAGAAAGAAUGAAAAAAAAUGAAAAAUUUAUAAUGGUCAUGAAUUAAGAUGUAAUUGAGGGUUAUGACACUAUAGAAGAUUGA
Messenger RNA from Paramecium primaurelia, 228 nucleotides. The record is from the annotation of a GenBank genome assembly. Lineage: Eukaryota; Ciliophora; Oligohymenophorea; Peniculida; Parameciidae.